AAAAAUAGUAAAUAAAAAAGAAGUGGGAGAGCAUUUUUAUAUAUAUGUUUGAAGGAGAUUGGAUACCUACGAGAAAUUAACCUAUCUCACUGUGUUGAUCUCCACAGGUUCGACAAAUAAAAUGUUUGACAGAAAAUUAUUGUAUGGGAGCAAUAUUACAAGUCUUGACCCAUACUCGUGCACUUCGAUCAGCUAUUGAUAGCUCUGAACACUUUUGUGACCAACAAUUUUGUCCUGUAGAUUUAUUAAGAAACUUUAUGAAGGAGAUGCAAAAUGGGAGUUUGAAGCCAUAUAACCCUUCAGAGUUUCUUAACACUUUAGAAGACAUUCUUAAAAAGACUGGUGCCAAUUUGAAAUGGGAUGCUUCAACAUGUUUUUCGGGCUUACUCGCUGGACUUGAAGAAUCUGGAAAACCAAUUGCGGAAAUUUUUUUAUCUGAAAUCAUCCAAGAGUACUACUGCCACUAUUGUUGGGUAUCAAUGAAGCAGCCCAUUGAAUAUGAAGCCAUUGAUUUGCAUGACAUUGAGGGACUUACAGUUAUAGAAGCUGUUAGGCAGUUUCGUGUUGGCAAGAUUAUUGAUCGUGAUUGUACAGUAUGCAAUCCUGGUGGUGAAAUGGAGCAAAUUGACUAUUUUAGUAAGCUGCCACAAAUUUUGGUCUUCAAACAGAAGAAAUCGGUUGCAAAUGAUGGACAGUUGGAAAAUGAGAUCAUUCUCAGAGAUCCUGACAGAACAAGACAUUUUUAUACAUUGUAUGGGGUGGUGUUGCAACAAGUAGAUGGAAAUUACAGCUCUUACAUCCACCAUGGUGAUGGAUGGGUGGGUUUUAGUGAUCAAAAUAUUUCCUGGGUUGAUAAAUUUCCGUAUGAAGACGAUCCAUGCAUGCUCUUUUACGAGAAGGGAGAUCCAAAGGUUCGAGCCAUUCAAAAUUUGCAAAACCAAUCCCUAAUAGGAUCAGUUUUACAUAUAUUGGCUGAGACAGAUGCUUUACGAAUUGCAAUUCGCAACCAUCACUGUACGAAUAAAGAAGCUUGUGGAGGAUUCUUGCUAAAAAAAUUUAUGAGCGAGAUUUCAGAUGAUCCAUAUGAUGUUUCAGAUUUUUCUGAAUUAUUACCCUUGCUCUUGGAAAGAGAGAAGCAGGCCGCAGAGAAUACACCUUACAGCUUUUUUAAAGCAUUAGUUAAUGGGUUAGUACGGUGUGAAGUAUCAAAGGGGCCAAUGGAGGAUAUUUUUAUUUGUACAAGCUAUACGACGUCUCGUUGCCUUAAAUGUUCAUAUGGACCACCAUCAAUGGAUGAUAAGAAAGAUCCAUGCUUUGCAUUGGAAGUGGAUGUGAACAACAUGAAGACAGAGACAGUAGUCAAAGAUUGGCUUAUGCAUGAAGUUGAUGUACAUUGUACAUAUUGUGAAGGGGCUACUAGGUCAAGAAUUUUCCGGCAGUUUAGAAAACUUCCAGAGAUUUUGACCUUUGAAAUUAAGAUACUGGAAAAUCAUCAUAAAAAAUGUCCUUUGCUUCUGUGUUUAAGUGAUUCUAAAAAGCAUCAUCUGUAUUCUCUAUAUGGAUUGAUAAAGAAAGUGAGGGUUAAAAAUGAAGAUUGUUAUUGUUCAUACAUCCGACAAGGAAAUUCAUGGGUGAAAUAUUUUAAUUCCAUAACCCAGAAUUCCAUUGAAGAACAACUCAUUGAGCUUCCAAACAGUCACAAUCUGGUUCAAGUAGGAUCUCAAUCAAGUUCAAAACCCAUAUCUGGUGCGUGGACUAAAAAAGCAAAAAGAACUAUAGGAAGGAAGAGGCCAAGGCAGCAGAUCAACCCUACUGUACAACACCAGGAUUUGGAAGAGAAUGAGGAAGGAGAUGAAGCUCCUGAUGAAGAGAAUGAGGAAAGAGGGGAAGUUCCUGCUGCAUUAGAGCAGAGAAGGCAAUUGGGAGAGAGCGAGGAAGGAGGGGAAGUUCCUGCUGUAUCAGAGCAGAGAAGGCAAUUGGGAGAGAACGAUGAAGGAGGGGAAGUCCCUGCUGCAUUAGAGCAGAGAAGGCAAUUGGGAGAGAACGAGGAAGGGGGGGAAGUUCCUGCUGCAUUGGAGCAGAGAAGGCAAUUGGGAGAGAACGAGGAAGUUCCUGCUACAUCGAGGCAGAGAAGGCGAAUCAGAAUCAGGGGCAAGGAAGUUCCUGCUGCAUCGGGGCAGAGAAGGCGAAUCAGAAUCAGGGGCAAACGAGAACGAAGAUAUGCUGGAGGGUAAUAAGAUAUGGGACUUUGCAGCUGACUCAUUCUCUUCCCCCAUAUAGACAAACCCUGCCAUACCAUUUGACUUAGUAUUCCAGGUUGAUAACUUUGUUCUACACACAUACUUUUGAAUGAUCCUAAAGAUUCAUUGUUAGCUAUCAGGUUGUGGAAGGAACAGAACAAGCUUUUAAUACAUUGAAAAAUGAUUAAUCACACAAAAAAAAAUGGUGAAAAGGUUAGGAAUUUCAAAUGUGAUAAGUCAUAAAUGACUUAUUGUCUCAAAAGUUUAAGUUGUUAAGAAAUAGUUAAUUCAAUCAUUUAACUAUAAUUCUAACAAAAUGGAAUUAAAGUCUUGAUUGGGUUUGGAAGUU
Molecule: messenger RNA, 2589 nt
Organism: Quercus lobata
Lineage: Eukaryota; Viridiplantae; Streptophyta; Magnoliopsida; Fagales; Fagaceae
Exons: 15
Coding region: 144-2234 (696 amino acids)
Biological process (GO): protein deubiquitination
Cellular component (GO): nucleus; cytosol
Molecular function (GO): cysteine-type deubiquitinase activity
Source: RefSeq, a predicted model, not a curated record